This is a messenger RNA of Lolium perenne, 794 nucleotides long. RefSeq names its product signal peptidase complex-like protein DTM1. Gene Ontology annotation, biological process: anther wall tapetum development. The record is from RefSeq and is a predicted model, not a curated record. Lineage: Eukaryota; Viridiplantae; Streptophyta; Magnoliopsida; Poales; Poaceae. Gene Ontology annotation, cellular component: endoplasmic reticulum membrane; signal peptidase complex.
GCUAGGCAGUGCCCAUACGAGUAAGCAACGAGCAGGGAGGAAAAAAGGAAGAGUCAGAGAGACCUAUCAGCAGCGAAGCCGAGAGCAAAACUUCACAGGGGGCGCGCGGCGCAGGGCACACGCGCUUCUCGUUCUUCCUGGCGAGCGAGGACGAGCCUCGAGAAGUCUCCGAGGGGCCGGUGGGGCCGGGCACGUACGGGCGCCGGAGCAGGCAUGAUGGGGAGGGACGAGCUGCUGCGGCGGAGCCUCGUGGCGCUGGCGGCGGCCGUGGUGGUCACCGGGGUGGCCACGGCGUCGGUGCGGAAGGCCGUGGCCACGUACGUCUUCGGCAUCCUGGCCAUCGCCGGCGUGCUCCUCCCGGACUGGGAGUUCUUCGACCGCGACUUCUCCCAGUGGCUCACCCCCAUGCCCGCCUCCCGCCGCACGGCCGCCGCCGCCGCCGCGGAGCGCGAGCACGACAUCUGGAGAUUCAAGCCCUACCCACUUAGGAUGGCCGUGCUGACGACGAUCUACGGGUUUGGGCUAUACAAGUGGUGGAUGUAUGUAUCUCACUAGCUUGACAGUCUACCUCCUCCCCUGUCUCUGCUCUCUUGGAACGAAAGAUUUUGGGAGAAACACCAUCACACCUAUUCUUUGCGUUGUGAUCAGCCACAUAUAUUGUGGUGAAUUUGUACACUGCCAGCACGGAAACGUCCAGUGGGGGAAAGGAACACCAAGUUCGCCAUGUCUGUAGCUAAUGGGUUUUGUAAUGUGCAAAUGCCACUUUUAGAUCAAAAGGAGUAUUACUUUGUUUA